GGGUGGGGGAGCAGGGAGUAUUUGCUGUUUCCUCAGAACAUGAGUGGAAGGUAACAGGAUUUACCAUUAUGGUUCCACAAGCAAUAUAACUAUUUUCCAUCUUGUUAUCUACAUAAAACAGUUCUUCAUGAUUUUGUGUUUGACACAGGAGGGGAUAUGCAUUAAAAAUAUGGGUCCCAGGGCCAGGGAUUUAGCUUGGUGGUUUCGCUGCCUGCUGGGCAAGUGCAAGGACCCAAGUUCUAUCCCCAGUACCAAAAAAAAAAUAUGGGUCCUGGGCACAUUCCACAAGAUGAUUCAUGAGGACUAGUCUGAGGCCCAACAAUAUGCAUCUUUCAAAUUUCCCAAAUAACCUAGAGCUAGUCAGGACCUGUUAGCCUUGAUUUGCAAAACCCUGGUGGAGCCAGGGAAUUACCAUUUCUUAUGGGGCACCACUGGGACUCUUUCUACCUGGGAAGACCCCAUGUAUGGAGAAUCAGAAAGUGCAUGUAAAGAACCAGGACUGUGGUUUAACUGUCCCAUUUCCCUUAGGAUCCCAGCAAACAUGAAAUAGAACGCAUUGUUACCGCCAUCAUUUCUUUUUUGUCUUUUUCCCCUUUAAUUUCAUGUUUCUGGCCUGGGUUCCUCGUGCCUUGCAGGAAGUGUCCCAAAGACCACUGGACAAUGGAGCUUCCUUGGAGGGGAAAGGCUGGUAUCCUGAAAAACAACUCCAGCUGUCCAGCCAGCUGACCUGCCCACCAGCAGUACAGCCAGGGGCUCCCUCCACCCAAGCCAUUCUUAGCAUGGUCCUGAGCCAGCCCUUUCCAAUUAAUCUGAAUCAUUUCAUUCUUGCUGGUUAUCUGGGGUUCCCUCAUACUCCUUGCAAAAUGCUUCUGAGACAUUCUGGCCUCGUUUUAUCAAGGACCUAAAAGCUGAUCGACUUUUAUUGGAUAUCUGAAAAAAAAUCCAAGCUGAAAAUUCUUGAACUGAAAAAAUAUUUGAACCACAAGGGAGCCAGGCAGAAUCCAUUUCCUAGGGAGGAAAUAUGUUGAUUUCUGUCCUGCUAAUGAGAAACAGGCAAAAAGAGGGACAUGCCUAAAGUCACAGACUACCAUUCUGAUUCCUAGUCAGCUCAGCUUAGCUUAUUGCCUGGAGUGACAUGGGAGGUAAAUGGCAGAGGAUCUGGGCACACUUCCCCUUGGCCAUGCAUUGAUGUUGCUGCAUUGUGGUGGGAUAAAAGGUGGCCUUCACAGUCACAAUGCUCCCGGGUCACAGAGGUGCUUGCCUGUAGGCAAGCCUGGGAAGUUCCCUGUGGGAACAUCUGGUGAGUACUACAGGCCUUAUCCCAGGUCCUAUGGCCUGUGGGACCUCACCAGUGGGGGGAAGGCUGGGCGGGACAGAGUCAUCACCUGUAGCACUGGUCUCAUGGAUGAGGUGGAGUGGAUGCACAGACACCCAAAGGCAGAGGACCUAAGAAUUGGGCUCAUCAGCUGGGCAGGAACCUACCUCACCUUCGAAGCAUAUAAGAAUACAGUCACAGCUAAUGCAAAGAGUUUGGGCAGGAGACAGAUCUGGGAUCUCCUGGUGAGCAAUGAGCAUGAGACACAGGCUGUGGUAAAACUAAAGAGCUUGAAAGGCCUCUACCUUCUAUGUGAAGGGGAUGGUUCUGUGUGCCAUGGCCAGCCAAGGACCAGCCACCACGGAUGCUUCCUACUCCAAUUCCACCGGAAUGGCAAGUGGACCCUCCAGUGCAUAAUUUCUGGUCGUUAUCUAGAGUCUGAUGGUACAGAUGUGUUCUGCAAUUCCCAGGUCCUCUCAGCUUACCACAUGUGGACCCCCCGGCCAGCUCUGCAUGUUCACGUGACCCUCUAUAGCCCCAUCUACCGCACCUAUGCCCGGGCUGACCAUACUGUGGGCCGCAUCUGGGUGGAUGCAGCAGUCCCUUGCAUGGAGGAAUGUGGCUUCCUGUUGCAUUUUCAAGAUGGAUGCUAUCACCUGGAGACCUCUACACACCACUUCUUGUCCCAUGUCAACCGACUGGUCUCCCAACUCUCAUCGCAGACAGCUUUUCACAUUCAAGUGAGGCCCAGAGGUCUCGUGGCACUGUGUGAUGGAGAAGGAGGCACCUUAUAUCCACAGGGCUCACACCUGCUCCUGGGCCUGGGCUCCAGGCCCAUGAAGGGUGCAGAGUGGUUCAUCCUACAACAUUUCCCUACCUGGGUCAGCCUCAGGUCAAAGGCUCGGAAGUUCAUCUCAGUCCUAUAUGGUGCUGAGGUGUGCGCUACCUCUGCAUGCUUGACACCGAUGUCCUUGUUCCAGUUUGAGUGUAAUAGUGAGAGCCCCACUUUGCAACUUCGUUCAACCAAUGGCUGCUACCUAGCCCAGAGGCCCAACAGAGCAGUGAUGGCUGAUGGGCAUGCAGUGGAGUCUGAUACCUUCUUCCGUGUGCACUGGAAUUGUGGAAAGAUCAUCCUGCAAUCCUCCAGUGGGCGCUUUCUGAGCAUUGCACCCAAUGGUCUGCUGAUAGCCAAUGCCACCAUCCCAGGCCCAAAUGAGGAACUGGCAAUUCGAUUUGCCAACCGCCCCUUCCUUGUAUUGCGAGGUCGGUAUGGGUAUGUGGGCUCCACAUCAGAACGUGACCUCAUCCAGUGCAAUAUGGAUCAGCCAGACUGCAUUCAGCUCCUGCCCUGCCACCAGGGCAUCUACCACUUCCAGGCACAGGGUGGAUCGUUCUGGUCAAUAACAUCUUUUGGCACCUUCCGCCCUUGGGGAAAGUUUGCCCUCAACUUCUGCAUAGAACUUCAGGGGAGCAACUUGCUCACAGUGCUGGCACCCAAUGGCUUCUACAUGCGAGCCGACAGAAGUGGUACCCUACUGGCAGACAGUGAAGGCAUUACUAAAGAGUGUAUCUGGGAAUUUUAGAUCAAUGGGAUACCACCUGCCAAACUCCAAAUCCUCCAGGAAAAACAGCUGCAAAAAACAGCACAAGAACCCCCAGAGUCAAGAUCCAAGAGAAGAAUACGUUACACAACUUUUCCUACCCAGUUUAGCCAAACACCUGUUUCAAACAACAAUACAUCACAACAAGCCACCCCCAAGAUCCUUGUGUGCAUUUGACUCAGUAGAGAGUAGAGGGUCUGCCUGAGGGCGGGGGCUGCAUUCCCAGGCAACUUCAAGUUCUGUCCAGGAGAAGGGAGACCAAGUGGUCACCAGUUCUCCCACUCAUUCUCCCCAUCUCUACCCAGAAUCACUAAAGUUUUCCAGUGACUACAUGAAAAGCCAGACCUGCAAUGAAGGGUUCAGAAUCCACAUAUAACUUUAAAUAUUCUUUUGGUUUAGAAAAAAUGGAGGAUUUUUAAUCGUAGGGGCAAAGGAUGAUGGUAAUAACACCUUAUACCUGUAUAGCCCACUCUCACCUCUCUCCACUACAGUUUAUCGAAUUUCCUUGUCCUAUCAUUACCUUUGAUCCAGGAAAAUAAGUAGGACAUUAUUUCUUCCACUAUUUCUCACCUUGUACAAAUAUCCAAAGUGAUUCCUUCACCCAAGUUCCCAUGGCUAAGCACAGCAGAGCUAGUCCUGUAACUUAGAUAUUCAGACUUUGAUCUCCACCAUUCUUUCUAUCAAAAUAGGGCUUCCAAUAAUGUCUAUCUUUCUGGCACUACCUAUGUGAUUUUGGCCUUAUCUGUCCUAUUAAUUUCUUAUUGACCUAGACUCUUAAAGACAUUUAUUUAGAAAAGAACACUGUAUUAAUAUCAAGGGUGAGGGGUGAGGAGGAGGGGCAGGGGAAUGAGAGAAAUAAAGAUGUGCCAUGUACAGGAACCUAAUAACUCCAAUUAAUGUAAACACUAUAUGAUAUAACAUGAGCUAAAACAAAUAAUGUCAACCAGUACAAAAAAGGGGAUGGGAAAUUGGAAGGGGAGAAGGAAGGGGGAGAGAAGGAGAAGGGGAUUUUAAAAAAAAGAAACAACAGACCAGCAGAGGAUUUAGCUCAGUGGCACCAAGCCCCCCUCACAAGCACAAGGUCCUGAGGUCCUGAGUUUAAUCCCCGGUACCUCCCCCCCAGAAAAGAAAGAAAGAAACAAGCUAUAAUAUGUACAGGUAAUCACUCCCCAAGAUGUUCAUAAACUGCGUGAAUUGCAAACAUGUACUCAUUAAAUUAAAAAAUUAUUUUAAAAAGAAUAUUAUAUUAAUAUCAUAAAGCAGAAAACCACAAUCACUUGCCAUAAAUAAAAAGUGACUAUAAAAAUAAAUACCAUGAAAACAAAGGGAUGUUAUCACAUCCUAGUUAGAUCUCUCCCCUUUACCCAGGGCUCAGCACCCAGGGCUCCCUUUCCCUUUGUUAAUAAAAAAGAUUAACAACUACUAAAGAGAAGCCAAAUGAAGCAAAAUGAAAUUUUCUCCCUAUGCAAUCAGAACUGAAAGAGAAUAGAAAAGGGAAUAAUUUUCUCACUUCUGACUCACUAUUAUUUAAAACAGCAGCCACGUGCCUCCUACAAUAUUCCCAAACACCAGCAGCGGUGCCUGAAUGCCAAAGUGAGCGCCUGAUUAGUAGAUCCACUGAAAGAAGAAGACCAAAACCAUAGGAUAAGGGAGGCUCAGUUUGGAUAAAGGAAAAUUAUUUUAGGAUUCUGGAAAUAUAUUUUUCUUCAAGAUACAUAAAAGAAUUUAAUUUUUUAAACAUGAUAGGAAAAAGUUAAAAUUCAAGAGACUAAUUCACAGCCCAAUGCAUCUGUAGGCCCAGCCACUCAGGACACUGAAACCAGAGGAUCAGUUGAGCCCAGGAGUUCAAGGCCAAUCUAGACAAUACAGUGAGACCCUGCAUGAAAUAAAGUCCUAUCACUUUAGAGAGAUAGGACUCUUUGAAGAUCCUUUCAUGCAGCAUCAUAAAUAUAUAUUCAAGCUGGGUGUGGUGUUACAUACCUGUGAUCCCAGCACUUAGGAGGCUCAGGCAGGAGGAUCACUGUGAGUUCAAGACCAGCCUGAACUACAUAGCUAGACCUUGUCUUAAAAAAUAAAUAAAUAAAUAAAUAAAUAAAUAAAUAAACUCAGAUGUAUGGGCAUGUGUGCUCAGGAAUAUACUUGUAUGCAUACACAGCAUCUUAUGCCCAGCUCCCUACAAGUGACAAUCCAUCCUUUGCUUGAAUGUGCUCGGCUCUGAGGCCCCAGCCGGAACUGUGCUGUUGCAUGGAACUUUCCACACUGAUGGAAAUGCUCUGUAAUCUUCACUGUCCAGUAUAGCACACAAGCCGCUUGUGACCAUUGGGCAUUUGAAAUGUGGCGAGUGCAAGCAACGAGCUGAAUUGUUCACAUUAUUUAAUUUACAUUACAUGUAAAUAGCCACAUGCGAUUGAUCACUGGUUACUGAACAGCACAGCUUUGGAGA
Heterocephalus glaber (naked mole-rat) is the source of this 5359-nucleotide messenger RNA. RefSeq names its product fascin actin-bundling protein 3 (gene Fscn3). Gene Ontology annotation, biological process: actin filament bundle assembly; cell migration; establishment or maintenance of cell polarity. The record is from RefSeq and is a predicted model, not a curated record. Gene Ontology annotation, cellular component: ruffle; actin cytoskeleton; lamellipodium. Gene Ontology annotation, molecular function: protein-macromolecule adaptor activity; actin filament binding. NCBI's taxonomy places the organism in Eukaryota, Metazoa, Chordata, Mammalia, Rodentia, Bathyergidae.